This is a messenger RNA of Paraglomus occultum, 533 nucleotides long. Lineage: Eukaryota; Fungi; Glomeromycota; Glomeromycetes; Paraglomerales; Paraglomeraceae. The record is from the annotation of a GenBank genome assembly.
UCUUGAUACAACAUCUAUCAACAUUUAUCUGAUGGAGAAUGGUUUAGAGUGCGGAAGAAAGGAGACGUUGAAAUCGCAUAGAAUAGUAUUAAUUGAAUUCAUCAAUAAUGACGAAUGCUUACUAAUUAUUAGAGAAACUAAAGAGACACACGAACUAGUGGCUACCGUAUGGGAGUUAUUCACGUGCAGACCUGACAGAACUAUUGGAAAAAUUAAUUUACCAAAAAAAUUCUUUUAUAAAAGACCAACUCUUUAUGGCAUUAGAUGGGCUGGCAAUACGGCAAUCUUUGUCACCAACGAAGGUGAAUUAAAAUCAGUCCUCGACCCCUUUGAACCGGAAGAGGAGAAAAUCAGUGAUACACCAAUUGUGGCCGACAAAAAAUUAGAGUAUUCAAAUGUAUAUGAGUUAAAUGGAAAUACACAUCACCUUCCAGAGUCCAAAUUUGAACAGCUGAUAAUACGUAGGAUAGAACCAUGGAUAUCAGAUGGUAACAAUAUAAUAGGUUUAUGGCUAGAUGGAAAUGAGGAGAAAA